CGCAUGGCCGCAGAACGCGGCCAAACGCCAGCAUCAGGUGCCAUGGCGACCUCGCAGCUUCCCCCACCCUAUCCUCCCUGCGUACGCCCUCUCAACGAGCUGGAGCCCAUGGCCAUUGCUGACAUGAGGCUUGAAACUCACCACCGCGGCGAGAGAGUGACUCUUCGCGCUCUCACCCCGCCAGACCGCAUGACUGCCGUCAUGGCAGUGGUGGAGGAUGAGUGGGGGACGGCCGUGUUGCUUCAGUCCUACUACCAGGCAGACGAAGCGGUCGUCCCCGCCGAUAAGGUCAUGCAGCAAGGCGACAUAUUCAUUCUCAAAGAGCCUUUCUUCAAGAUGGCGACGGACGGUUCCUACUCAUUGCGGGUUGAUCACCUGGGCGACCUUAUUCGAUUGGCCGACGACGACCAGCGCGUUCCGUCACAGUGGACCAAGCGUCAGUCUACCUCCCUCCAGAGGUCCAGCAAGGACAUUCGGCUUCAAGGCAAUGCAGCAGUACAGGCAAUGAAGUGGGCAGAGGCACAUCGCCUCUACACAUCUGCCAUCAAGGCUGCCGCAACACCGGAAGAUGAGCAGCUGGCUCAUCUCAAUCGCUCAUUAGCCCACUUGAGGCUCGGCCAACCAGCAAAGGCUCUCAUGGACGCCGAGCAAGCGGAGAAUCUCGAGUGUCCGACAGAAAAGUGUCUUUUCCGCACGGCACGGGCCUUGUAUGAGCUCCAAGACUACGCCAAGUCCCUGGAGAUCUUGGAGAGGCUUGUGGCCCUGUACCCAGACAGCACAGGUGCAAAACCCGAGAUUCAGCGAGUCAAGAUCCGCUUGCGCGAGCAGCAAACUGGUGCCUACUCAUUCCGGCAGAUGUACAAGCAGGCAAAAGCAACGCCUCCGCUGAUUGACUGCGCGACCUUCCAUGCACCCGUCGAGAUUCGCUCGUCGCCGGGGAGGGGUAACGGCCUCUUCACCACGAUCCCAGUCUCUGCCGGGCAGUUGCUGGUCUGUGAGAAGGCAUUUGGAUACAGCUAUGCUGGCAAGGAUCGACCCGGGACUAUGAGCCUGUUGAUCAACCUGUCGACGAAAAAAGCCGUCAUGGGUGGACAGGUCAAUCUCCUCACACAGGUUAUUCAGAAGAUGUUCAAUGAUCCUCGGGCACGGGAUCUGUGCCACGAGCUGCACCACGGCAGCUUUGACAUUCCCCAAGCAGCAGAAGUUGAUGGUAACCCUGUUGUUGACUCCUUCUUGGUCGCCCAGAUCCUGUCCCUCAAUGCCUUUGGCGCGCCGAGGACGUCCCGUGACUCGCUCGCCCAGAGGUCUACUGGAGGCAAGGACAACAAAGUCGCUCAAGAGGGCAAGUUCGACAUCUCUGGCAUUUGGUUGCUAGCCUCGCGCAUCAACCACUCGUGCGUCGGCAACUGUCGCCGCUCGUUCAUCGGGGACAUGCAGAUUAUCCGCGCGACCAGAGACCUCGAUGCCGGUACCGAGCUCCUGUUCGGCUACCGCGCACCGCAGCCUCUGGAGUCGUACGCCGAUGUCCAGAAGGGGCUCAGCUCAUGGGGUUUCACGUGUGGCUGCGAGCUCUGCCUCACCAGGAAAAGCACCACAAACGAGGCGCUCGCCCGCCGCAAGACCCUGACCAAGAAGCUGGCAGGCGUCCUCAAUGGCUACCAGAACACAAACAUCGCCGCGGCGCAGCGAAUACUUCUGCAGAUGGAGGAGACUUACCCGCCGUCGGCCAACGCACCAGGCGCCAUCCGGUUGGAGCUGUGGGACCCGUACUUUGCCGUGGGCGCUGCUCUGCUAUCUGAAGGCAAACCUGCGGUAUGUAUCAAGAUGAUACUCAAGGGCUUGGAGACCUUGGGUUUUGUGGUCACCGCCACCGCCCCGUCGGCGGUCAAGAAGGCCGUGCUCGAGGUCACACGAUGGGGGUACAUGGUUGAUAUGGUGCCAUGGGCAUUUCUACAGCUCUUUGGGGCUUACGAGCGAUUAGCUCCCGAAGUGUGCGUUACUGCCAGAUCAUACGCUGGCACCGCUUAUCGCAUCAUCGUGGGAGAGGAUGAGACUCUGACCGAGCAAUUUCCGCAGCUGGGGUGACGUCAGUCUUCUCACGGAAAAUGAAACCCAAGCACGUAGAAGUUGCCCAUCGGGAAGCCCCUCAUCUUAUCCAUCGAAAGACACAUCCCUCUCAUUUCGAUGCCCCGUCCGUGUCCGAUUCGACUCCAGAGUGAAC
Microdochium trichocladiopsis is the source of this 2221-nucleotide messenger RNA. RefSeq lists its product as uncharacterized. NCBI's taxonomy places the organism in Eukaryota, Fungi, Ascomycota, Sordariomycetes, Xylariales, Microdochiaceae. The record is from RefSeq and is a predicted model, not a curated record. Gene Ontology annotation, molecular function: protein binding. The coding region runs from base 4 to 2085 and encodes 693 amino acids. The transcript is spliced from 3 exons.